AUGAGAAAAUCUGAUUGGCUGUUGAUGUGGGUCCUCAUGUUUCCUUGGGGAGAAGAUUCCUCACGCGCAUAGACUGAGAUUAUACUCUACAAUAACACACCACCGAGGAGGAGACCACCAAAAAGUACUGAUGAUGAUAAAAUCACUGUGAUGCAAAUUGCCUUGUACUGCAUUUUCUCUCCUUGUUUUUUAGCCCUUUUAUGCGGUUGUGGUCUUUGUAAGAAGGAACACAAAGGGAACUUUCAUUCAACAGAGCCACAUCUUUCUUAAGAUUUAGAUUGCUUCACUCAAAGUCUAUAGUACAACACUACACAGACAGAGAAACCCAGAGUACCAAACUGGGUUCUUCUCGAAGAUUCUUUGCAAAAAAGUGAGUCGCUUUCGUUUUUUGAACUUUCUAUUAAUGUUCAAUCAAAACAAAUUUUUGUUGAACGAUGUUUCUGCGCCUCGGACAGAUUGGGUUUUUGGAUACUGGCGAAAGGAAUCUUUCCUGGAAGUUCCUCUUUUUGUUUUUCAUCUUUACUGUACUUUUGUGUUUCGGGUCAUGAUAGUGUUUGCAAUUCGGAUGUAAUAUAGGCUCUGUUAGAAGGGAAUUUGAAGCGUUUUUCGACAUGGAUGGUGAUGGUGGAUUUACACCAAAUUCUACAUUCGGGAACUUGUCUGAUGCUGCCAUGGAUUUGGAUUUUAUGGAUGAACUCUUGUUCGAAGGAUGCUGGUUAGAGACUAGCGAUGGAUUCAACUUUACGGAGCCUGGUCCUUCAUCAUCGAGUGGUCCGAAUGACCCUUCUCAGUGUUUGCCUGUAUCUGGGUCUAGUACUGUUCCUUUUACUAUAAACUCACAUCCAAUGCAUCAAGGAGAGACAGAAAGGAAUGUUCCUCCCCCUCCUUUACCCAAAAUUGAGGACCUUUCUAAAAGUCAAUCUCAAAACUGGGCGGCUGUUGGAACUGCUACUUCUUUAUCACAACCUGGAAGUUUUAUAGUUGAAGGCACUGAGUUGGGCAGUAGAUGGUGGAUAGGGCCAAGAGCAGAAUCCGGUUCUUCUUCAUCUGUGAAAGAGAGACUAAUGGAAGCUAUUGGAUAUUUGAAGGAAUGUACAAAAGAUAGGGAUGUUCUUAUCCAAAUCUGGGUGCCUGUAAAAAGAGAAGGCAAACAUGUGCUUACUACUGAAGGCCAGCCGUACUCUCUUAAUACAAAUUGCAAGAGUCUCGAAAUUUUUAGAGAUGUCUCCAAAUCCUAUAACUUCCCUGCCGAGGAGGAUUCAAAGGAAUCAGUGGGGUUGCCUGGCCGUGUAUAUUUGGGGAAGUUGCCUGAGUGGACACCUGAUGUUCGUUUCUUCAGAAGUGAUGAAUAUCCACGCAUUAAUUUUGCACAUAAGUACAAUGUUGGAGGAUCUCUUGCUCUUCCUGUUUUUGAACGAGGGAGUGGAACUUGCUUGGGUGUCGUUGAGAUUGUCACAACUACUCAAAAGAUCAAUUAUCGCCCUGAACUUGAACACGUUUGCAAAGCUCUUGAGGCUGUUGAUCUAAGGAGCUCACAUAACUUCUCUCCUCCUAGUGUUGAGGGUUACAACGAGUUGUAUCAAGCUGCAUUGCCUGAGAUAGUUGAGGUUCUAAGAUCUGUCUGCAAGACAUAUAAACUACCUUUGGCUCUAACAUGGGCUGCAUGCGUUAAUCAACGCAAAAGUGGAUGCCGACAUUCUGACGAGAACUUCUACCAUUGUGUUUCCACCGUGGAUGCUGCAUGCCUGGCUGAUGAAGGUUUUUGGGACUUCCUUGAGGCCUGCUCUGAGCACCACCUGUUCAGAGGCCAAGGAAUAGUUGGCAGAGCGUUCACAACAAACAAGCAAUGUUUUGUAACUGAUAUAACCGCCUUCAGUAAGACAAAUUAUCCACUCUCUCACCAUGCCAGGAUGUUUGGGUUGCGUGGCGCUGUAGCUAUCCCGCUACAAAGCAUUUUUAGUGGAUCAGUUGAAUUUGUUUUGGAGUUAUUCUUGCCAAAAGAUUGUCAUGACAGCGAAGAACAAAAGCAGAUGCUGAACUCAUUGUCCAGCUUUAUGCAGCAGGCUUGCCAGAGCUUGCAUGUAGUUGUGGACAAGGAGCUUGAGGAAGAAGUGAUACUGCCAGUUAAGGAAAUGGUAGUUGCUUCAGAUGGGAAAUCAGACAAAGAAGAAACUCAGUUUAGGAUUUCUUGUUUGAAAGAGAACUCUCCAGAAGAGUCAUCAUGGAUUGCCCACAUGAUGGAGGCCCAACAGAAGGGUAAAGGUGUCUCAGUCUCAUGGGAAUAUCAAAAAGAAGAACCAAAAGAAGAGUUCAGGGUGACAACCCAUUGGGAAGACACUCAGCUAGAGUUAUACAAUAAGCAGGUACUUUCAGAUUUCGGGCAGCUUCACCAAAAUGCUGGAACCAAAACUAGUGUCGAGGGAGGUGGUGGUGACUCCUCUUCUUCUGGCGGACAUCGACUAUUAGCUGGCAAAAAAGCAGGAGGGAAGAGACGAACCAAGAUGGAGAAGACAAUCAGCUUGCAGGUUCUUCGACAGUACUUUGCAGGGAGUCUUAAAGAUGCAGCUAAAAGUAUUGGUGUGUGCCCCACAACCCUGAAAAGGAUAUGCAGGCAACAUGGGAUCACUCGAUGGCCUUCUCGAAAAAUUAAGAAGGUUGGCCACUCUCUAAAAAAACUCCAACUUGUGAUUGACUCAGUCCAAGGUGCUGAGGGUGCUAUUCAAAUUGGGUCAUUCUACUCAAGCUUCCCCGAACUGAGCUCACCAAACUUUUCUGGCAAUGGUCCUUCUUCAUCAUUGAAGAUCAGUAAUCAUUCAAAGCCAUCAGAAACUCAACUUGAGAGCGGCAUGUUCAGCCAAGGAGCUGCUGCUCCAAAAUCUCCAUCUUCUUCAGGCAGCCAAAGUUCUGGUUCAAGUACCUGUUGCUCCACUGGAGCAAAACAGCAUAGUACCAGCAUCAAUGCCUUAGGUAGUGCGGAUGGGUUGACAGUGGAAGACCCUGGUGGGGCGCUAAAGAGAGCUCUCAGUGAUGUUGAAUUGCACGCCUUGAAUCAAGAGGAGCCAAAGCUUCUUGCAAGAUCCCAAAGCCAUAAAACAUUUGGAGAGCAUUCUAGUUUCGAGACUCUACCUCCAUUGCCAAGAAGUGGUGGCCAGAAUUUACGACCCGGGGGUGCCAUUAGGGUAAAAGCUACGUUCGGAGAAGUUAAGAUACGGUUCAGCUUGCAACCAAGUUGGGGUUUUAGAGACUUGCAACAAGAGAUUGCAAAGCGUUUUAAUAGAGAAGAUUUCAGCAAAAUCGAUCUCAAGUACUUGGACGAUGACAAUGAGUGGGUUCUUUUGACGUGUGAUGCUGACCUUGAGGAGUGUAUCGAUAUAUAUAAAUCAUCUCAAACCCACACAAUUAAAAUCUCCCUUCAUCCAGCAUCUCAUCCGAAUCUAGGAAGUUCAGUUGGUAGCACUGCCCCAUUAUAACACCAGGAUCAGUUUCCUUUGCCUUGUGGAGUCUGGGACUGAGAAGUAUACGUGUAUUUUUAGGAUUCUGGUGUAAGUAAUAUGAUGGCCCUAGCAGUUUCUUAGGAAUCAUAAGGUUUAUUUCCAUAUUAAUAUAACAAUUAUGCAAACUUAGUCAACAGAGGGAAUUGAGAUGCAUGAAUUUUAGACUCCCAUGCAAUAAAAAAUAAGCAAGUUGGCUAAGAUCAAUCACGGAAAUAACUUUGAGAGGAUUGAGAAAAGACUCCAUUGCUUGCUAUGCCAUCAUAUGUUUGUAUUUCAACAGUUUAAUUCAAGUGUUUUUAUUUUUCU
Molecule: messenger RNA, 3800 nt
Organism: Theobroma cacao (cacao)
Lineage: Eukaryota; Viridiplantae; Streptophyta; Magnoliopsida; Malvales; Malvaceae
Product: protein NLP2-like
Molecular function (GO): protein binding; DNA-binding transcription factor activity
Source: RefSeq, a predicted model, not a curated record